Molecule: messenger RNA, 399 nt
Organism: Ustilago hordei
Lineage: Eukaryota; Fungi; Basidiomycota; Ustilaginomycetes; Ustilaginales; Ustilaginaceae
Exons: 1
Coding region: 1-399 (132 amino acids)
Source: RefSeq, a predicted model, not a curated record
AUGGCUCACAGCUUGGCAAAACAACUGCAUGUCUUUGGCUGUCUUGCAUGGGUUCACCUCCCAAGGAAAGAUCAUGCAGGUAAGCAUGGUGUGAGAGCCAUACCAGGAAUCAUGAUCGGUUACAAUGAUGAGCACAAGGGAUGGAAAUUCUUCACUCCAGACCACACACCAUCCAUCCAGUGGAGCAAUUCAGCUACAUUCCAUGAACACAAAGGUUGGCAUGAUCGACCCAAAGUACAAAGCCCACUGCAGAUUGGAUUUGAGAGCCUUGAAGCAGAAAGUGCCAAACCAGAGGCAAACAACCUCGAACCUGAACCAGAAAUCGAAGAGCUUGACAUGCAAGACUCACUCCAACAUGCACCCAUUGGACAACCAAUCGAUGAUACUGAAGACAACUGA